Xenopus laevis (African clawed frog) is the source of this 8018-nucleotide messenger RNA. RefSeq names its product fidgetin, microtubule severing factor L homeolog (gene fign.L). Gene Ontology annotation, biological process: microtubule cytoskeleton organization. Gene Ontology annotation, cellular component: nuclear matrix; centrosome. Gene Ontology annotation, molecular function: ATP binding; ATP hydrolysis activity; microtubule severing ATPase activity. The transcript has 4 exons. The coding region runs from base 1398 to 3752 and encodes 784 amino acids. NCBI's taxonomy places the organism in Eukaryota, Metazoa, Chordata, Amphibia, Anura, Pipidae. The record is from RefSeq and is a predicted model, not a curated record.
UGCGCAUGUGAUUCCUAUAGUCUUCGUGGAGGUUAUACACCAUUGAGGGUUUCUGAACCAAGGAUGUGUGACCUUGCAGAGCUUGUUUAGGAAUCCCUGACAGCUGCCAGAGCUGCUGGGAGUUUUAGAUGAACAACACGGGGCAUGUAAGUAUUCCCUGAUCUGGACUCACUGAAAUUUUUGCCCUGCAUGAUAAAAAUUCCCAAACAGCACACCUUCUUCUGUGACCAGAAAUAAUCCUUUCCUGCCUGCUCCCAAUGCCUAAUAUUUAAAGGGGAAGCAAAGUGUUGCCGCAAUAUGCUUUUAAAGGGCUGCUGUACAACUUUUAACAAACAGCAGUCUCCUAGAAAGUUAAAGUGAGUGUGACACUGUAACAGGAGAGUGGUUUAAAAGAUGCUAGUUCAAAUGCUUACUAUGAACUGCUAAUUUGUGCCCCCUCAAAUGUUGGGGCUUGUAAGACUGAUUGCAUUGAGCAGACUGCCCCUGUCUUACAGUCACUGCAGUAAAUCACUGGCAAGUACCCUGCAAAGCCUGCUGCUCAUAGUCCAUGCUAGUGAAAAAAAAAAUCGCAGCGUGCGAGUCUGAAGCCAUCAAUCAAUGGUGCCUGUAAACACCCCCUGCUGCAUGCCUGCCUUGUGCUCUAUCUCCCGUUCCCUUUCAGCAGCAGCAGCAGCAGAGGCGGCAGAGUCACAUUGGCAGUUACAGGGGAUGUUUAGGAAGGAGAAAGCUGCGUGAUAUUCGCCUGAGAUGAGAAAUAGAGGUGAGACAUCCUGAGCGCAUCUCACUCCAGCACAGGGGAAGGAAGCAGAGCCCGGGUUGGGGAAAGGGAGAGCCACACAGAGGGGAAGGGAGAAGGGGAGUGACCACAGGACAUUCAUCAGACGCCUGCCUGGUGCAUCCAGCACUUCAACCCCCACCUACAAGGAAAACAACAUUGCGACCCUGCUCGGGGGUUGAUGCCAGAAACACAAAUUAAAACUAAACAUAUUUUUUUUUUUAAAUUGUGCUAAUUUUGUUGAAGAUUUAAAAAAAAAAAGGAAAGGGAGACUGAGAAAAAAAUCAUAAUAAUAAUUAUAAUAAGAAAAAAAGUGAUCGAGCCCCUUUAUUGCAGCAUGUGCACAACUCUCUCUGUUCCUAAACCAUGACCUGCAGCUUUCACUUCUUUCCUGCUAUUCCACGUUCGGCAGCGAUCACAACAGAUCCAUGCGACUGUAACCUCUCGGCGUUCUGUGUCACCCAUGCAGGUUAAAUGAAUACCUGACGAAAGCGACCACGUUGCACGCCGCUGACAUUUGAUAGCUGAGAGGAAAAGUGGUUUUAAUGAAAAGCAACCUUUGGAAUUCCUGCCUGUGACCAACAAAAAAAAUCCUAUUCUGUGUUUGUGCUGUGAGCGAGAAAUGAUCAGUAGCAGCAGUGUUUAUGAUACCUUUCAUGGAUGUAAAGAUACAAUGACCCUAUUACCAGAAGCGCCAACCCUACUGAGAUUUGCAUCAGAAAGAGACUUCCCUGGCUUGAAGAUGCAGUGGACCCAGGAGCAUGUGCAGUGGCCGGAACAACACUUUGAUAUAACAUCAACCACACGGUCACCAGCUCAUAAGGUUGAGGUGUACCGAGGUCAUUUGCAGCGUACCUAUCAGUAUGCUUGGGCUAAUGAUGAUAUCUCUGCUCUGACUGCUUCAAAUUUGCUCAAGAAAUAUGCAGAGAAAUACUCUGGAAUUUUAGAUGGUUCUAUGGAGAGACCCUUGCUGAGUAACUAUACAGAAGUUCAGUCGGGUCUAGUGAAUGGUCGGAAGAAUGAAAGUGAACCUUGGCAGAGCUCCUUAAAUUCUGAAGGUGUUUAUCCCAUGAAUUGUGUUACUGAUGUUAUUACAGCUAGCAAAGGAGGAGUGGGAACAGCUAUUCCUUCAUCAGAUAUUUCUGCCAGCAUAGGCAGUUCUCCUGGGGUGGCAAGUAAUCUGUCAGAACCUAGUUAUUCUAGCAGUACAUGCGGCAGCCAUACCGUACCUGGUCUUCAUUCAGGACUACCAUCUCAGGAAUAUGCCACAGGUUAUAAUGGUUCCUACCUGCAUACAAGUUACAGCAGUCAGUCAGCAUCUGCGCUCCCAUCACCUCAUCCAUCACCACUUCAUAGCUCUGGCCUUUUACAGCCUCCUCCACCACCACCUCCUCCUUCAGCUUUGGUACCAGGCUACAAUGGGACAUCCAGUAUACCCAGUUAUAACUACCCACCUGCUAGCUAUCCACCUCAGUCAUCGGUUGGAUCAGGUUACAGUCCUGGAAGUGCACCUCCACCUUCUGCUUACCUACCAUCAGGUAUUCCUGCUCCAACUCCUUUGCCUCCCACAACUGUCCCUGGCUACAGCUAUCAGAGCCAUGGUUUAACUCCAAUAGCACCAUCUGUUGUCUCUAAUAGCUCAGCUAGUUCACUGAAAAGAAAAGCAUUCUAUAUGGCAGGGCAAGGGGAAAUUGACUCCAGUUAUGGCAAUUACAGCUAUGGUCAACAGAGAUCAUCACACAGUCCUAUGUACAGAAUUCAUGACAGCAGUAUUACAAAUUCAAAUAGGGGAAAUGGAUUUGAUCGAAAUGCUGAGACAGGAUCUUUAGCAUUUAAGCCAAUAAAGCAGUUAGUGUCCUCUGAUCAACAAAGAAAAUUCAACAGCCAGUCCACAAGAGCUUUAACUCCACCUUCAUAUAGCUCUACCAAGAAUUCAAGAUCAAAUGAAUCUUUUGGAAAAUAUAAUUCUUCUGCCAUUAAUGAACACAGUGAUGAGCAUCGUCAGUUACUACCACAUGCAAUGCAAGGCCCUGGACUUCAUACAGCUACCUCAUCCAACCACUCUGUGGACGACCAGCUGAAGAAUACUGACUCUCACCUGAUUGACCUUGUAACUAAUGAGAUUAUCAACCAGGGGCAUCCAGUAGACUGGGAUGAAAUUGCUGGCCUUGAUUUAGUAAAAGCUUUUAUAAAAGAAGAGGUUUUAUGGCCUGUAAUACGAUCUGAUGCAUUUAGUGGACUUACUGCCUUGCCUCGAAGCAUUCUGUUAUUUGGACCACGGGGAACAGGUAAAACAUUGUUGGGCAGAUGUAUAGCUAGUCAACUUGGUGCCACUUUCUUUAAAAUUUCUGGCUCUAAUCUUGUGACAAAAUGGAUAAACGAAGGAGAAAAAAUUGUUCAUGCAUCCUUUCUUGUUGCAAGGUGUCGACAACCAUCAGUGAUCUUUGUUAGUGACAUUGAUAUGCUACUCUCGUCCCAAGUUAAUGAAGAUCACAGUCCAAUAAGUCGGAUGAGAACAGAGUUUUUAAUGCAGCUAGACACUGUUCUGUCUUCUGCUGAGGACCAAAUAGUUGUAAUUUGUGCUACAAGUAAACCAGAACAAAUAGAUGAAUCUCUCCGGAGAUAUUUCAUGAAGAGACUUUUAAUUCCACUUCCAGACAGCACAGCCAGACACCAGAUAAUAAUACAACUGCUCUCACAGCACAAUUACUGUCUCAAUGACAAAGAGGUUGCACUCAUAGUUCAGCGCACAGAGGGUUUUUCGGGACUAGAUGUGGCUCGAUUGUGUCAGGAAGCUGUGGUAGGUCCUCUCCAUGCCAUACCACCCUCAGACCUUUCAGACAUUAUGCCUAACCAGUUGAGGCCUGUGACAUAUCAAGACUUUGAAAAUGUAUUCUGCAAGAUUCAGCCUAGCAUAUCUCAAAAAGAACUUGAUACAUAUAUUGAAUGGAACAAAAUGUUUGGUUGCAGUCAGUGAUUUCCCUUAAACUUUGCAUUGAAUGUUGUGGCACAUGAACACAGGUAACAGAGGGAAUACAUACCCUUUCCGCUUGUGUUCAAAUUGUAAAUGGUACAUGGACAUUCACAAUACCUUUGCAUCUGAGGAGUCAGGUUAGACUUGUAUGAAAAGUGCAUCAAAUAUCUGUGCUCGGAAAUAAAAAUCAUAUAACCGAGAGCAUAAGUCGAUGCCUAGGUCUAUUCAAGCUAGUCAACGCUCACCAAGAAGCUGGGUUAAAGUGGGUUGAUUCUGGAAGAACAUGAACCUUGUGUGUGUUGAUUCCAUUCUGCUGUUCUUGAGAUUUAGUUGCUGUCAAGUGCCUGAAGUGGUGCUUUAUUUUUUUUGUUUGCCUCACAAUUACAUUGGUGGCAUGUGCUAAUAUAAAGAGCUUUAACUUCAAACAUUGCUGGACUAGAGAUGAACGAUUGUGUUGAUAGACAGAGAGCCAGAUUUUUGCCAUUGUAUGAGCAACAGUAUUCCUCAGACCUGUCUGUUCUGCAGAACAAUAAAAACAGGAAAACCAUGAUCUGGACCUUAAUUUCUGCAGUUCAUUUCUUUUAAUGUUCUGUCUGCAAAAAAAGAGAAAAAAAAAACUCAGGAAAGUGAUUGCUUUGUACAGUACCUCAAAGGAAUGUGUUAAAAGCACUUUGUACUGCUGAGAGAUAAAUGAUAGGCAUUCAAGUUACUUUAUAUUAAAAUUUAUGUUUACCUCAACCGUUGGAAAGUGGCAUGGAAAAUAUAUUUGAAUGUAUUGGGUUUCUUCAUAUGAAAAAUGGUGGAAGUCUUGCCAGAGCAAUUUGUAACAAAUGAAUUCCCUCUGUAAUUAUAUAUUAUUUUAUAACCUUUCUAAACAUGUUCAUAAGGUGAAAAUAUUCUUUACAGUUCAGUAUUUAUUAGAUAUUACAAUGGGAAGUAAACAGAUGCCACCGAUAUUGUUUCAUUCUAAUUAUUUUUUUGGGGGGUGGUGUGAAUCAACUUUUUUGCUAGACUUUUUUUUAAAAGGCAUCCUUACUUAAAAAACACUAUAAUUGGGUAUCAUCUUAAGUUUUUUUUUUAUAUGCACAAUUAACAGGUCAAAGCAUGGGUAGUAAUUUAAGUCCAAGAGAGUUACAAACAGCUUUAGAUGGUGAAUUUUGCAUUGGGAGAACUACUGGCAAUCCCUAUUGAUCCAGUGGUUAUAUUACCCCAACAUGGGCUGUGCCAUUGGUGCUGCUGUUAUACAGAUGUAUACAUUUUAUUAUCAGUAAAAGCCAGUUCUUUGUGCAACACUCUUCAUUCUGCCUUUCAUUGUCCAGUAACAUACGUAGAUAUUUUGAAGCGACUUAUUUAUUUAAAAAAUAAUAUAAAUCAAAAUGUUAUGUAUGCAGACUGAUGUAAAAUAACCAGUGUCACUACCGUCAUCAACAAACUUGUAUAAAAUUACCAAAGUCCUCCAAAAGAUUUAAUAUAAUGGAUCCAGUGUUGCUACUUACGGCUACUUGCUCCUACCAAAAUGCAUAUAUACAUACAUAAAACUGAAUAUUAUUUAAUAAAGAAUUUGAUUUUCUUUUCAGCCUGUAGUGUGGAGGUCUUGUAGAUGUAGUGUUGGUCCAAAAUUGUAUAUUGCUGUUAUAAUUUGUGAAUCCAUGUAGUGAGCAGGAAAGGUCUUUUCCCCUCCCAAAGAUGUAACUGCGCACAAAAACUCAACAUCCCAGGUGCCUGUACAUCUCUGAAAAACACUAUCCAUGGAUGCUCUUUCAAAUUGAAAGGGUUAGCUUCUGUAGAUAAUUUAACUGCAAUUCAUACAAAAUUAAAGAAACAUUAGUGCUAAAUUCUGGGUUUUUUUUUAAUAUAUUCUGUAGUGGUGAUAAACAUGUUCCUACCUUUGUAAAACUUGGCCAUAUAAGAACUUUAUCUUUUGGAAGAAGAGAAGGUGCAUUUUUCUUUGAUAAUCCUUGUCAGGGAAGCAAAUAUUUGUAUACCAAGAAUGACCAGGAAAUCAAGAGGUCAGAGAAAAAUAGUUUCCCCAUAUUUCCAAAAACAGCACAAGGAGUAUCAUGUUCUUUUCUAGAAAUGUACAUAACUGUUUUCAUAUAAGAAAGAAUUAUACUUUAGCAUUAUUGUGCUUUUAACAUUGUUUUAAAUGUUGUCACUGGCACAUAAAACAGGUCAAAUGGUACCAUAUGUUUAAUUUUUAUGUCCCUAAAUGAUUCUUUUGUACUACAUACUUGACUUUUGCUCUACUUGUGUACUUUUUCAAAUGUGAACCACCGUCAACCCUUGCUUUAAUUGUAUUUUUUUAUUAUUAUUAAUGGAUAGUAAUUGAUGUUGGGUUCAUUCCCUGAGCAGUGUAUGGCCUACAGAUAUCCCAAAGCCUGCCACUACAUGAAUAUAACAAUCUGGCUUUUUGAAUGUAUUGGUUUGUUUACUUUAACAGAAACAGCAACAUAACUGUUUCAAAGCACUGGGGUUUAAUGUACAUUAAAGACCUGAAAUGCACUGAAAGUCAUAUGAGAAAAUAUUGUACCUACUGCUUUUUCCCUUGUAAAUUCCUUGCUCAGAUACUUUACAUGCACCAAAAUAAUGAUGUUCUUUGUAGGACAAAAGCUUUAAAAGGAAAAAUAACUCUAUAUAAACUUUAUGGAGCUAAACCCCACCAGUGGUUAGGUUAAAGGCAAUGUAAUGUACAUAUUUUUAGUUUAUUCUUCUUCUGCAAAACACAUAGGGGAGUAUUUACUAAAACUCGAGAUUAUCUAAUUUUUUUAAUUAAAACAAAGUUGACCUAACUCCCAUCCAUAAAUUGAACUAAUUUGUCAAUAAUUCUUAUUGAAAAAAUUGGUGCGAAAAAAUGUUGUAACAAAUGUGUGUGUCAAUUCGACUCCGCUUGAGUUUUUAAAGGAGAAAACUUGAAUUUUUAGAGGGAAAAAAAAAUCUAAUUUUUGGAGAUUUAUUAUACCCCAAACCUGCUAAAAAUCUGAAUUUGAAAAUACUCCAGCUAAAACCUGUCAAAGACAUGUAGAAGUCACUGAAGAUUUUUUUUUGACAUUGUGAUCUGCACAGUAGAUAAAUUUGAGUUGUCACAGCGAAAUUCGAUAAAGUCGUGUUUUUAGUGUGUGUCAAUUCGAAAAAGUUGCAUGAUUUGAAUUGAUGCACAAUUUUGUUGCAGACUUUUUCAAGAAAAAUUAUUGGUAAAAAAGUCGAGUUUUAGUAAUUCUCCUAUAAUCUUGACCUUUUUUAACACUCUUCUUUUUUAAACAAUGAUCUGUUUUUUCAAAAAAUAAAAAGCUUGCCACCUGAAAUCUGAUAAGCCUUGUUUUUAUUUGGUUAAAAGAAUUAAAAAAUGAAAUGAAAUUGAAAAAUGAAAUGAAAUUAAAAAAACACAAGAAAAUCGAUGGAAGAUUAAAAUUUCUUGCAGUUUUUCCAGAUCCCUGAACAGGCUCUUCAAAGGGAAAUAAACAUGCCCCUUACUGCAUCCCUACACACUUUAAAGAUGUCUGAUUACCAAGAUUCCAGGGCGAGAGAUAUAGAUGUUUCUAAUGGCUCAAUACUUCAUUGCCUUAUGGCUGAUUAACUGACUAUCUUGCACAUGUUAACCUCAUUGUUGGUGGAGCUUAGUUGUUGUUUUCAUUUGUUGAGAAAAAUGUCUACGUAAAACUCAAUUUAUGUUAAUACCUUUGUGUUUACAUUGAAUAUGGACCUAAAGUCGUCUUAGGAAACGGCCAUUUUGAAAAUACCACUAAAAAUUACUUUCCUACACAUUUUAGUGAAGUGUGGUUUCUGUUAAUGCAUCCCUCCAUUACUCAUUGUGGUGACUUAAAGAAAACAAUAUUUUUACUUAAGGUUCUUUCAGUAGCAUACGGCAAAUGGAAAGCAGCUCUGGUACUAAGGCACACAGGUGUGAAUAUAGACUGUGUGCUCUAUACCAAAUUUGAAAUAUCGGCCUGGGGUCUUGGGGUGCACCAGCACUGCCAGUCCGCACUUGGGACCUUUUCAGCAUAGGGAGUUGUUUUGUAUUUACUGUUUUACUUGCACUUCCAGAGAGAUCUACAACAUGUAACAAGCAUAUAGCCAAAUUUACUUAAUAAAUGUAUAAUACCAAAUAAUAAAAUAGUAAUUGGACUUUUUCUUGUGUAAAAAGAAUGUUGUCCUACCUAAACUUAUGCUUCACUUUGUGAUUCUGUGUACCAGAAGUUUGGUGAAUUUAUUUGCAAAGUGCUCACUUGUAAUCUGUUGGAUUGAUUUGCAAUAAAAUUUUAUCCAAAAAUC